UGUAUUGUCACGGGAUGCAUUAAUGUUGUUUGUUUCCCGUCUUUCGAUUUUCCGGCCGGCUGUGUUGUUAAAAUAUAACUGAUUCUUAGUCCACCCACCAGUCGAUUAAAACAUGAUGUAUGCAGCAAGCCUGCUUUUGCUCCUUUGCGUCUCUGCCAUUGAAUCCACUCACGGGUGCAAACGGACUUUAUAUAGGCAACAGCGGUGGGAACUAACGAAAGGUUGCGGUUGGUUGUGGAAGAAGAGGUGUCACGUGAGAUAUUUUUACAAGCAGGCAUCGUAUGAAGUUUGCUGUGACGGCUAUGGAGGAGACAAUUGUGAUUACUAUGUUUGCGGCGGAAGAACCAACCCAAAUGGAGCAUGUCACACUGACAUCCCCAGUGGUCGGCUGAUCAGGAAGGAUGGGUCGAGUGUAACCUCAAGCGAAGGAAGCUGCUCAUCCCCCGGCGUGUGCAAUUGUAACAAAGGGUUUUACUCAUUUUAUGGUCUUUGCAAUUUGUGUCCAGACAUUAGGAACUGUGACUACGAGGAAUGCACGAAUCAUUAUGAUACGACAUGUUCUAUUUGUGACGGCACCCAUGGACCUGAAACUUGCCGCGGCUGCAAUGCAUUCAGAAGGAGCCCCAGUAAAACGAGUUGCAUUGAGCAAUGUUCGUGGCGCUUAACCAGCACACCCUGUUGGCCAGGCCAGUGUGGAUAUAUGGGAUAUAAGAACGAUUGUAAAUGUCAUGAAGGGUUCGGAGGAGAGAAAUGCUUCACAAUUACGAAGCCGCCGAGUAUUUUACAGGCGGGCGUGAAACUAAGCCAGGGCAUGGGAGGUGGCCACUACCGUACGUUAGUUCAUAACGAUCCAAACGAGGUAAAACAAGCCAGAGUUUACUGGACUAACGCGGAGGCAUCACGUAUCAGUGUUGACUCAAAGGCACAGUGGAAGACAAAGUUGCCUCUGAAACCAAGAUACAUCAGUUCUGACAAUCGAAAAACUGAUAUCUCACUCGGAGCAAAUAUGAAGAUAAUAUAUCGCCAAGCUGCUGGAACAGGGAAUACGACCCAAUAUGAUUGCACAUCCUCCCCAUCACCGAAUGAAGCAAGUUGCAGCGAAGAGGUGGAUUUGAGCGAACGAGUAAAGGCACAUGGAAGAAGUAUUACGACUGAGAUAGAUUAUAUUCUUAGUGGAUUUGUAACUAUUAUCAACCAAGAUACUCGCCAGGAAACAAAGCACAACUUCAUCAGUGCCACUUCGAGAUUCGUGCUAACAUUUAGAUGGGACCUCCUCAAGCCGUAUGCUAGUCACCCACGCCAUCUUACGCUAUCAACGGAAAAAGCCGAAUCGGCUAAUGAAAGCAUAACCGCAUAUUGGAAUGGCUGGAGGGACGACGAUUCUGGACUCGAUAAUGUAACUGUUGGCAUCAAUCGCCUUGUCACUACGGGUGACAGUCUACAAGAUCCAUGUGGGGGGUCUGACGGCUUUGAAACCAUGCCAUAUAACAAUGGACACCACACGUUUAAUGUGUCUAAACCUGGAGUCUACUCUGUCGUUCUCACGGUGUCGGAUAAGGCCGGCAACCACGAGAGAGCAAGGGCAUUCUUUACCUACGAUCCUGACUCGACCAUCACUAUCAAAAAUGGAACAAGCAUCAAAAUCAAAGGCGCUGUCAACAACGCAGCAAUUAAUUGGCUGAAUGACUUGCACAAGCCAAUCAUCAUGACAUACAGUAAAGGCCGUUAUAUCAACCUGAACUACGCUCAUGGGAAAUGGCUUGGAGGGAUUCAGAAAUGCUAUGGUAUGAAUGACACAUACGAUGAAGCCACUGGUACAAGAACUACAGCACCAAUCACCAAUAACCAAGGCGUUGUGAAAAUGGAGAUAGGCUACGCGUUAUUGAACCAACCCAACAUCCCCAUCCGAUACAGUGAUGUCGACAUCUUUUCAACAAAGGCAUCUUUCAACAUGUCAAGGGCCGAUGGUGACUUUAUUAAAUUCUCCAUCAAGGUGACAGAUUACAUGGACAGAUUUUUAGUUGAAAAUGUAAUUGUGGGGACGGACUCUACUCCACCAGUAAUCAACGACUUAUGGCUGACGAGGGAAGGCUCGGGAAGACUGGCCGUGCACAACUCAGAUGACCUCCAAUCUAUGAUCUUUGAAUGGGAGGCUUAUGACUUUCAUUCUGGGUUGAGAGAAAUAUCGUGGUGCAUCUAUGAUAACCAAACCGACCCAAAGGGAAUAAUUCACCAUGGCAAUCAGAGCGUUGGACACCAGGGGCUGCAUGAGACCCUGGCCACUUGCAAGAGUGAAUAUGCUAAUACAAGACACGGACCAGAUUGCUACUGCGUCGCAUAUCUUGGCUGUUUUCAUAAGGACUUCGAAUUCAAACCGUUCGUCUCUGCCAACAACGGCCUCCAUCCGAACCGUACAAAAGGGCAGCACAACGGAGACUAUUUCGUAGAGAUCACGGCGAAGAAUUGGGCCAUGUUGGAGUCGAAAGUUACCAUAAAGGUAACUAUUGACGCAUCUCCUCCAAGGCCUGGUGCCGUCGUUGAUGGGAUGUCGGGUGAGCCUGAUGUUGACUACCAGAGUAGCCGGUUUCUAACUGCUCACUGGAAGGGCUUCUUUGACCAUGAGAGCGGAAUUGCCUACUACCAAUUUAUCUGGGGUACCAGCUGUGCUAAUGCUAGUGUUUUCGGCAUAUCCUACGACAAUUCAAAGGUCAAGAAAACUACAAGGGGUAUCACGAGAUGGAUUGCACCAGCCGGCGGACGGUAUUUCAUCACGGUGGUCGCCUUCAAUAUUGCCUUAGACCAUUCUAUACCUGUGUGUUCCGAUGGCGUCAUAGUUGAUGAGACAGGCCCGGUUUUCGGUGAACUCACUGUCGAAAACACCAAAACUAUACCAGGCCUUGUCAAAGAAAAUGGAACUGUGUACUUUGUUGGAGUUGAUAGGAAGAAGAUACGGAUAAGGAACCCAUCGAAGUUGUGCAUCACCAAUGCCACAAAUACUACUGACAUCACAAUCUACCCAGACUCAACGUUUUCGAAUGGGACGAUAAAGACCGAAGGUACAGACUUCUGCGAGGCAAAACACCCAAUGUCAUUAACAUCGUCUACGCCAUUAACAAAGGAUCGUUAUAUAUCGGUGAAUUGGACAGCGUCUGAUGGAGAGAGUGGGAUCGACGGUUACCAAUUCGGAUUGAUGACGAACCCCAAUGAAAGUCAGGCCCCGGAUAUACUUCCAUUCGAACAAACCAACUUUGGCAAUGUCGGCCACCACAAGCGGCAUCACCCCGGUCUUAGCGCCGGUAGAGAGUUUUAUAUUAUUCUAAAAGCAAAGAACAAAGCAAUGUUGAUAACCACAAAGGUGUUUGGUCCAUUUGUGGUUGAGGUUACACCCCCGAAAUUCAAUGGGAAGAUCAUGGUUCGCGCCGUACAGGGGGAACUUGUACCAGAAUGGCACCCCAUGGACUUCACUGAUGGUGAAUCAGCUGGUCCCCACAAGUACGAAGUUGCGCUUGGCACCGUUCGAGGUGGAACAGACGUUGUUCCAUGGUCUUCGUUAUCACCAGGAGCAGGUUGUCAGUUAACUUCACCGCCAGGCUGUAGCCACAUCAACAUGAAGUCAGGCUCCAGGCAACUACAUUCUGGUGACAGUUAUUACGUAUCAAUCAAAGCUACCAACUUUGCUGGACUAUCCGUUGUCGCAACAUCUGAUGUCGUACAACAUUUCAGUGAUCCACCUGCGAAGGGAGUGGUGAUCGAUAUUGCACCAGCUUAUGCAAGAUCGGUUGAGUCGUUUCCUACUCCGGAAAAUGACAUAGACUACCAGCUCAACACCACAUCUCUGAAAGCCUCAUGGUAUGGGUUCGACAGACCGUACAAUUCCAUUAAAUAUCUUGCCGCAGUAGGGACGUCUCCAGGAAGCCAAGAUGUUGCUAGCUCAAGAGAAGUUACAGGCUCAUUUUACCAGUUCAAUGAUCUAGAACUGUCAGCGUAUAAGACUUACUACACGACGAUUUGGGCCAGUAAUGGAAAUGGUGAGAUAAGUGUAAGUUCUGAUGGCGUCAAGGUUCUCAGGGCAAAAGAAGUGAUUGCUGCCAAGGUGUAUGAUGGUCCAGGCACGUGUUCACCGAGAGUCAAUGAAUCAACCUGUGGUAGAGAUAUUGAUUACCAGGCUUCAGUUUCAUCUUUUUCUGCCCAUUGGUCAAUUCCCAACAAAGUGGCGCCGUAUAUAACCGUGGUGUUAUGGAAGAUAGAGCAACAGAAUGACGUCAUGGACUCAACUUUAUGGGUGACCUUUGAACCGUUCCUGAGACUACCAGUGACAAACUCAAUAGCUAAGGGUAACCUUGGUCUCGUCUCUGGAAAGCGGUAUCGGUCUGUGGUACGGCUGUGUCACGGGGAUAUCUGUUUCGAUGACAUCUACAGUGAUGGUGUCCUCGUCCUUGCAAAGCCACCUGCUGCAGGAUCUAUCCAUGUGCAGUACCAAGAACCUAAGACGAUAAAUGUGAUGUUUGAUAGAUUUGUAGACGUCGACAUUCCGGAGUUGUACACCGAUCUUUCCCGUUCUGUAAUUGACGUCUACGAAUGGACAGUGGCAGCGAGCAGGGCUCCUGGUCAACAUAUUGCGGACUGGAGAAAAAUAGAGGUUAACGUCACAGACAUAAAAAAGGCUGAAUUCGUUGCGGUCCUAGACCAAUCUCUAUCUUUCAAGACCUGCAACCGACUUGUCUUGCGUGGUUUCUCAAAGGCUGGGCUAAGCACAACAAUAUCGAAAGAUAUCAAGAACUGCAAUGAUAUCAAACCGCUAGCACCGGUAGUCAUAGAUGCAUAUGGCCAACCUGUCCUCGAGAAAGGUAAUAGUUUUGGUAGAUUCCUAGAUUUCCUCUGGAACUGA
Lineus longissimus is the source of this 4888-nucleotide messenger RNA. RefSeq lists its product as uncharacterized. The transcript is spliced from 27 exons. The coding region runs from base 113 to 4888 and encodes 1591 amino acids. NCBI's taxonomy places the organism in Eukaryota, Metazoa, Nemertea, Pilidiophora, Heteronemertea, Lineidae. The record is from RefSeq and is a predicted model, not a curated record.